AUGAUUCCUUACAUCACGGAAGGCGUGUGGAAGGGCCCAGAGGACCUCUCCAGCCAAUCGCAGAAGAGAGCCGAGGACGUGACCCGCAGCUCUGACCUGGAUAUCCUGAACAGUCCUCCGCUCAGCCUCACCGACCUGAGCACCAGCGCCGGCCUGGCCAACUGGAUGCCCGUGUCUGCCGGCGACACGGACUCCUCGGGCCCCGAGCAGGACAUCCAGCCUUCGAUGAGCUUCAGAAACCGGGUUCUCGAUGAGCUGCCGAGUCGGCGUCCCGGGGAUAAGUCCGUGUCGGCAGAAGUCAGACUGGNNGCAGAGCGGGACUGGGAGGAGAAGCGUGCCAGCCUGACCCAGUUCAGCGCCCAGGACAUCAAUCGCUUGCUGGAAGAGACCCAGGCCGAGCUGAUGAAGGCCAUCCCGGACCUCGACUUCGCUGCCAAGCACAUCAACAAGCCGGCGGUGCCCCCCAAGCCCCAGAUCACCAUCCCAAUAACCUCCACCACGGUUACUUCUCCAGCAGCUGGGAGCACGGCCACCACCACCUCAACCACCACGCCCAGCGGGGACCAGCAGCCUGGAAAAGUGCAGCUGGCUGCCCAGAAGCUGAACAGUAUGGAGGGGGCCGGUUCGCAUCGAGGGUCAGUGGAUCUCAAUGUGGCCAGGUAUCGUACAGAGAAACCCUCCAAGUCUCCGCCCCCACCUCCACCUCGCCGAAGCUUCCCGUCGGCACACGGCCUCACCACCAACCGCACUGGAGAGGUCAUCGUCACCACCAAGAAUCUGAAGAUGGAAGAAGAUGGUGACAUGCCUAAAACUCUGGUGAAGCUGAGGCGGACCCCCUCCGACACCCCGCGACCUGCCUCGACCCCGCCCGUGAUCGCAGCAUCGGCCAUUCAAGACGAGGACGACGAGGAGAAGAUAAUUGCUGAGCUGGAGAUAUUUCAGAGAACGCCUGUAAAUGAUUCUAAUAAACAGUACAGCACCCUCCCAAAGGCCACGCCCACUCCGCCAUGCACCUUUGGGUCCUUGGGCAGAAAGAACAGCAGCAACUCUCCGGGGCCGAUGAAGGGCCCCACCGUCGCCGCCCGGCUCAAACACCUUCAACAAGGCAGCCUAGAGAGGCCCAAAACCCGCAAGCAGAAAGAGGAUUUCCCCAAAGUCCAGGGCCAGCAGCAGGUAUUCCACUUCUAAAACCUCCACCUCUGACGCUCCGUCCGCCUCUCCUCUCUGCAGUCGCUGCGAAGGAAGUUGCCUCCCUGUGAAUUCUGCCAGACGAGACAAACUGUGUAGGCCCGAUCAGCACACACACCAGAGGGGGAACUAUCUACAGAAACCUUGAUUUUUACCAGUUCUUGAUGUGUGUUUUGAGUUACUGGAUCUAACCUAGCUUGCUUAGAGAUCAAGUUUUUUGUCGUACAAGUAUGUCGCUGUUUUGAUUUCCUGAGGAAGGUCUUGGUGGUGCUUGUGACUGAUUAAACUAGCUUUAUUAUAAGAGAUCUAUUCAGAUACAUCCGUUGCCUCCAUUGUGCGGCAUAAUCUCCAGUAAUGCCACGGAAUGAUUUCAUAUCUCAAGGUCGACGUGAUGAUAUUUCAUCGUGAUCCAGCCAUGUAUUCUCUCACUGAAACCUCAUCUCUUGCUCUAUUCAUCCAGCAAUUACCACAUGCUGCUCUCUUUCUAUCAUCCAUCCUUUAAAUCUGCAGGUAGGGCUGCAGCGGUUGCACAGUAUUUUUUGGUGUGGCUGGUAAUGAACAGCCCUGAAAGGUCCACGUUCCAGCCAAAAGGCCAAUCCAUUAAGCUAGCUCACUCAGAAUUGCCUUUUCUUUUGAGAGCUUUGAUGCUACGGCUUAUUAUGCAAGAAGACAAGAGUGAAGCACAAUGUCCAAGGUUACCUGAAAAAGCUGUUUUUGUAAACAAGCUUUUUUCAGUUUAAUGCGUGUGCAAUAAAAAUAUUUAUGGAUGAGAGUUGAUUUUAUUAAACUUUAAAGGUCCAGUGUGUAACAUUGAGGAGGAUCAAUUGGCAGAAAUGCAAUAUAAUAUUCCAGGUGUGUUUUCAUUAGUGUAUAAUCACCUGAAAAUAACAAUGAUUGUGUUUUACUUAAACUGUAGUUCAUAGAUGCCACUAAAUUCACACUGGUCCUUUAAAGCCGCUACGAGGAACUCUCAUGCUGUGUUGACUCUGGCGGCCCCUGUGGACAGAAGUGGUAGUGUUCCCACUGUCUCGUUUCAUUGAUUUCAAGGGGGAUCCGACCCGAUUUCAGGCACAAAGAAUAACUACAUAGAAAUCUGAUCGCUGAUGGUCCAAUGUGUGGGUUCAUACAGGCUGUGUUCACACCUCAAACCUUAGCUCUCAAUCCUGAUUUAUUGCUCAGAUCUGGUUUGUUUGUUUCGCUUGACAAAUGUCGAUCUAGAGAGAUGUAAAAGUCACAUGAAUUCUGUUAUGACUGUGAGAACCACAUAAGAAAGUAGACCGAAUCAGAUUUAAUGUGAUUUGUCAGAUCUAAGUCACAUACAGGCAAAAAAAAAAGUCUGAUUUAGUACACUUUUCUGUUUCGUAACCAGUUAAAAACUCUUUGUAGUACAUUUAAGUAUUUAAAGGGCUUUAUAUUUAACAGAAAUUAUACAGAAGUUGCUCAAAUUCAGUUGUUAAAUUUCAGAUCUAAUAAUUAGUCAAAAAAAUUAAAUGUACAAACCACCAGUCUGCUGAUAUAAUCAAUGGAGCCUGAAUUGAAGCGAUCGGAUGUCAUAUCAGGUUACAUUCUGUCAAUCACAUGACCCGCAAAAUAAAUAAUUCAAAAAGAGGCUUUAUAAUAUACUUUAUUAUCCCUUUUUUAGUCACAUGACCCACAAACGUUGGAAAAGUUGAAAUGAAAUUGUAAAAUUUAAAAUCACUGAGUGAAUUUCAAACCACAUAAAUCCAGAUAAAUGUUUGUGAAAGUGGAAUAAUUCAUAUUCAGUCGUAUACAGUGCCAACAUAAAGUAUUGUAGUUUCCUAUAAAUCCUCCUGCAGACAACCAGUCGCUCUCUUUUUCCUUCUCAUGACUGCUUCAGCUCCAAAAAAGAACUUCAAACAAAAGGUGGGAAAAACUGUAAACAGCUUCUCCAUAAAACAUAACUUUAACAAGAUACUGGGAAAAAAAAAUAAGACGUCUUCCUGCACCAGCAGGGGAAAUAAACGGUCCAAUCAGAGCCGAGUAUGGAAAUGAAACCAGCUCCAGGCUCACGAGAGGCCAGAGGGAGGCUCUGUAUGUGUGAGCGGGAGGUUAAACUCAGUGCUUGGCUGACGAACUCCGAAGCCUUUUUAGAUGUGAAGCUCCGCUCGUCUUAUCUGCUCCCGCAGACACUCCAAGCUGCCCCCGACCUGCUGAGUGGAGCAGCCUUGACCCAUCCUCCGCCACGAAAAAGAGCUUUCAGAAAAUACUCAGAGAGAGAAAAUGAUAAACCGUCCAGACAGUGAGCACCUUAACUGCUCACAGACGUCCACAGUUUCCACCCUGAAUCUCUACAACUGCAUUUUUAAAAUGAGUUCAUGAAUUUAGCCAUUAAUCAUGCAUUACCUCAUUUAUAAGUUCAUUUCUCCCUAAAAGCAGCUCGUCCGCAGGAGCCCACACAUAUUUGAGAGACGUCCAUGUAUCAGGUUAUGACUCCCAGGAAAGGACGGCCUCUUUGACAAUAGCCUCCAUUAGCCGUAACAGCAAUUAGCACAUGGCUAACAUGGCUGACCUCAUCACUUGACAUGCUGAAGCCAUCUGGGCGAGCGUGGCGCUUCCCUCCGCAGCGAGACCUCCGGGAUUAGUAUUCAGGGGGCCGGUCGGGUCUUGUGCAGGACUGAAUAUCAACUCCCUUAUUGCUUUUUAAAAAUUCAUCACCCAAAGAGCCUAUAAGCAAAUAAUGGUUUGUUUUUUUGUGCAUAAAUUCAGCUCGUGGCUUGAGAUAAUGACAUCAAACUUGGUGUUAAUGUGGAGCAGAAACACGUAUUCUCUUACGUAUCCUCAACGCAGCCACACGAGCAAAGUUAUCUGCUUUGGUUCAGUGUCAGUAGAGAAAAAUGCAUCUCUGACACCCUAAACUACAUACAGAGCUGUGGGUUGUGGGUCCAAUGCAGCAGAUUGUGUAAUAGUUAAUGUAAAGAAUGCUGAUACAGUAAAACAGUCGCACAACAAAAGUUAAACUUUGCUGCCAUUGCAGUCACUUUAUUAUUUUAUUUCCAUUCACACAUUUUCUGCUGUAGGUGAAGGAUGCAGUAAACAUCACAUGAUUCUUGUUCCAAGCCUCGGGGCAAAUGAAAGCAUUGUGGAUUGUGAAAUGUUUGUUAACCAGAGGCUAUUACACUGCAGCUUCCAUCUACAACAACUGCCAAACUAAUACCACCAAAUAUCUCAUCUAACUUUUGUCGAACCUGUGCAGGAGUUUUGUUUUCCGCCACGGCUCCAGAGCUCCUCCUGUUUAUUCCUGAGUUUGAUGGAAAAGUUGCUGCUCCGCUGCGCAAAAAAACGAAAAGGAGGCGGCACACUUUAUAAUCCCCUUUUGGAGUCUGGGUGGUGCACCUGUCUGCCAGUCCUUUUGUUCCUGAGAGCGGUGGGAGAGCCGCAGAUGUGCCGGCGUCCCCCCCGAGGCACAGAGCAGCACCUUGUCACCACAAACUGUUUUCUUUUAUUGUUGAACUUAAGCUGUUGUCAAGCUUUGGAUUCUUCCUCUUCCAACACAGUUACAGACAAUAUGAGCAUUCAGAGGACGUGAAAGGCUUUUUUAAGUGUAUUUCACUCAGCCGGUCUUUUCUUCAGGCGUUACAGUCGGCUGUUAAUCCUCACCAGCCUGCAAAGAAUUCAUCUUCGUCCAAGUACUGUUAGCCAAAACUGAGAUUUUCUUCUUUGAUCUGGUCCCUUGAACAGAAGCAUUAUUGCCCCACGGAGUCAAUACUUUAUCACAACUUGGGUCUUAUUUUUGUAGUUUUGGCUCGUUUCUAUCAGUAAUAUUAUUAUUGCACUGAUGAAAUCAGUUAUUGAGAAGCCAGACGGGUCGAGAGACAUGCAGACGAGCUGUAAGCAAACCUCCUUAUUAGCCAAAUUUAUUUAAAAAGAGAAAAGAUGAAAAGUAAAAUGAUGUCCAUCUCAGUUCACAGACCGACUCCUGACCCACUGAACUGCAGCUGAGUGCAGUUUAUGAGGAAUUAUUACUGACACUGUUGUUUCAGUCAUCCAGGCUCAUUAGCCCUCUGCUCAGGUUGAAGUCGGGCGGAGCUAUGAUGGAAAAGGUCCCUAAACUCGGUGUACCAAUAAGAAUAAUCGUUGUAAGCUGUCGCAUUAGGAGAGUGGAGGAGGUGUUAAUUAAGCACAAUCUGUGCUCACUCGAGCAUCAGGAAAUAAAUAAGUGAAAACACCUGUAGGGCUUUUCACACUGCGCUUAGCACCAGGCUGUUAGAGGUUCAGUGUGAACGUACAGCCAGGGGGCUUAGGGUUAACCCUGGGUUUACUGUGUGUGUGAAAGGGGGGUAAGUCAUCCCAGGGUCGACUCUUACCCCGGGGCUGAGAAUACGCAAUGUGACAAGCACUUGUGAGGGUGACAGUGUACGAAGGCAGUUUCAAAAUAUAUUUGGCAGGUGAUUGGAUGAACCAUCUAUCUAUCACUGGUGAACUUUAACCAAUAAGAUCAAUAAACCAUAUCACAAAGUCAAAGUCUUUGUGAGAGAGAAGAGUCUUCGUCUUUCAAUAAAAUAAAUACUCUUCAAUUCUGAUGUAACUGAUGCUAGCAGCAUCUAUGCUAACCUCUGUUAACAGUUUCUACUGGCUGCGUCACACCUAGCGCCCGCCCCCUGUCGCCGCUGCCUUGCAGAGGUUACGGAGGGCUUUAGGGUUAGCUGAGCAAGCUGUAAACAAUAUCUGACAUAGCAUUACUUAAAAAAUAUUUUUUUGGCUAGCAUGUUAAAAUACUCGACUGAAACAGUGUGAAGAGUGUAAAAUGUGUCGAUAUCUGUUUUAUAAUAUAAUAUAUAAUAACUUUUAUUUAAAAAUCUUGUUCUGUAAGUAGUUCUCUAGUAAAUAUAGCAACUUCUGAUCAACCCAGAUUCAUUUCAGGCUUAAACGAACAA
Molecule: messenger RNA, 6083 nt
Organism: Morone saxatilis (striped sea-bass)
Lineage: Eukaryota; Metazoa; Chordata; Actinopteri; Moronidae
Product: SRC kinase signaling inhibitor 1-like
Exons: 7
Coding region: 1-1188 (395 amino acids)
Biological process (GO): regulation of dendritic spine morphogenesis
Cellular component (GO): actin cytoskeleton; cytoplasm; postsynaptic density
Source: RefSeq, a predicted model, not a curated record